CCCCUCCGGGUGCGCGCGCGCUUCUGCGGCUUUUUCUCUGGCCUCCGCCUCGCUCUCCUCCUCGCCCUAGCGCUAGCGGGCACGCGGUUCCUGUUCGCUAGCUUCCCGAGUGCAAGGCGCCGGCCGGCUGGAAAAGCUGUGGUGGGCAGUGCCUGUGAUCAAAAUCACAGAAGAUAUACGUGUUUUCUUCCUAAAGAAAAAAGAAAAUCUGUGUACUUUAUUAUCGGCUUCCAAAGAUUACUAACUUUUAUCUAUAACAUUAAAACUGAACUGCCUUGGCUAUACUGCUGCUCUUACUGCUGCUUCCCUUAUUGCCUUCUUCAGCAAAAUAAGGCUUUCAGAAGCCACAGAAUAACAAGAAAUAAACACCAUUUUUAGAAACAUUUCCACUAUGAAACUUAAGCUAAAUGUGCUCACCAUUAUUUUGCUGCCUGUCCACUUGUUAAUAACAAUAUACAGUGCCCUUAUAUUUAUUCCAUGGUAUUUUCUUACCAAUGCCAAGAAGAAAAACGCUAUGGCAAAGAGAAUAAAAGCUAAGCCCACUUCAGACAAACCUGGAAGUCCAUAUCGCUCUGUCACACACUUCGACUCGCUAGCUGUCAUAGACAUCCCUGGAGCAGACACCCUGGAUAAAUUGUUUGAUCAUGCUGUAUCCAAGUUUGGGAAGAAGGAAAGCCUUGGGACCAGGGAAAUCCUAAGUGAAGAAAAUGAAAUGCAGCCAAAUGGAAAGGUUUUUAAGAAGUUAAUUCUUGGGAAUUAUAAAUGGAUUAACUAUCUUGACGUGAACUGCCGAGUCAAUAACUUUGGUAGUGGACUCACUGCAUUGGGACUAAAACCAAAGAACACUAUUGCCAUUUUCUGUGAGACCAGGGCCGAGUGGAUGAUUGCGGCACAGACCUGCUUUAAGUACAACUUUCCUCUUGUGACUUUAUAUGCCACACUUGGCCAAGAGGCAGUAAUUCAUGGACUAAAUGAAUCUGAGGCUUCUUAUCUAAUUACUAGUGUUGAACUGCUGGAAAGUAAACUUAAGACAGCAUUGUUAGAAAUCAAUUGUGUUAAACAUAUCAUUUAUGUGGACAAUAAGACUAUCAAUAAAGCAGAAUACCCUGAAGGAUUUGAGAUUCACAGCAUGCAAUCAGUAGAAGAGUUGGGAUCCAAGCCAGAAAACGCAAGCAUUCCUCCAAAUAGACCAACUCCUUCAGACAUGGCUAUCGUAAUGUAUACCAGUGGAUCAACUGGCCGACCUAAGGGAGUGAUGAUGCAUCACAGCAAUUUGAUAGCUGGGAUGACAGGCCAAUGUGAAAGAAUACCUGGAUUGGGACCAAAGGACACAUAUAUUGGUUACUUGCCUUUGGCUCAUGUACUAGAAUUGACAGCAGAGAUAUCGUGUUUUACCUAUGGCUGUAGGAUUGGAUAUUCUUCUCCACUUACACUCUCUGAUCAGUCCAGCAAAAUUAAAAAAGGAAGCAAAGGAGAUUGUACUGUACUGAAGCCUACACUUAUGGCAGCUGUUCCGGAAAUCAUGGAUAGAAUUUAUAAGAAUGUUAUGAGCAAAGUCCAAGAGAUGAACUAUAUUCAGAAAACUCUGUUCAAGAUAGGGUAUGAUUAUAAACUGGAACAGAUCAAAAAGGGAUAUGAUGCACCUCUUUGCAAUCUAAUACUGUUUAAAAAGGUGAAGGCUCUGCUAGGAGGGAAUGUCCGGAUGAUGCUGUCUGGUGGAGCCCCACUGUCUCCUCAGACACAUAGAUUCAUGAAUGUCUGCUUCUGCUGUCCAAUUGGCCAGGGCUAUGGAUUGACAGAAUCAUGUGGUGCUGGGACAGUUACUGAAGUUACUGACUAUACUACUGGCAGAGUUGGAGCCCCUCUUAUUUGCUGUGAAAUUAAGUUAAAAGAUUGGCAGGAAGGUGGUUAUACAAUUCAUGACAAGCCAAACCCCAGAGGUGAGAUCGUAAUUGGUGGACAGAAUAUCUCCAUGGGAUAUUUUAAGAAUGAAGAGAAAACAGCAGAAGAUUAUUCUGUGGAUGAAAAUGGACAGCGGUGGUUUUGCACUGGUGAUAUUGGAGAAUUCCAUCCUGAUGGAUGUUUACAGAUCGUUGAUCGUAAGAAAGAUCUGGUGAAGCUGCAAGCAGGAGAGUAUGUAUCUCUUGGGAAAGUAGAGGCUGCACUGAAGAACUGUCCACUUAUUGACAACAUCUGUGCUUUUGCCAAAAGUGACCAGUCCUAUGUGAUCAGCUUUGUGGUCCCUAAUCAGAAAAGGUUGACUCUUUUGGCACAACAGAAAGGGGUGGAAGGAACUUGGGUUGAUAUCUGCAAUAACCCUGCCAUGGAAGCUGAAAUACUGAAAGAAAUUAGAGAAGCUGCAAAUACCAUGAAAUUGGAGCGAUUUGAAAUUCCAAUCAAGGUUUGCUUAAGCCCAGAACCUUGGACCCCUGAAACUGGUUUGGUAACUGAUGCUUUCAAACUGAAAAGGAAGGAGCUGAAGAACCAUUACCUCAAAGAUAUUGAGCGAAUGUAUGGGGGCAAAUAAAAUGCUGCUCUCUUAUUUACAGUAGUGCGGGAGGAGGCUUUUCAGUUCUAGAGUUUUAAGCCUUUGUCCAGCUGUCUGUUAGAAUGUAGGUAUAUCAUUCUAAAGAUAUGGUAAUUAAAAAAAAAAAAACAAAAAUGAUUGAAAUAACUGUUGUCUACUUUAGCUUAGAUUUGCAUAGUUCUAGCAAAGCUGAAAUUGAAAAGUUAUUUCCCUUUAACUGUUACUAAUUUUAGACUAAAAAUUCUGUUUUUAAAAAUUAGCCUAAGAUAUACUUGUUUUCCUAAAGAAAAAUAUUUAAUAUUGAACAAAAUAAAGUGGAGUUGGAGUAGAAUGUAGUUUGAAGUUUGCAGCUUCCAAUGUCUAUUGUCUUCCUCAUUCAGAAGAAGCUUACAUAUUAAGCAUGACAAAAAUAUAGGUAUUAACACUACUCAAAGCAAAAGUGCAUCAGGGCUUUAAAAUUCUCCUCCAACCAUUUACCUUGAAGGGAAAAUUCGACUGUAAUAUAACAUAUAGAAUCAAAUAAUACCCUGGAAACCAUUUUAAGAUUCAUAAUUGUUGCAUAGAUUAGAUGUAGACUCGUUGUAAUAUCAUGAAUAAUUACAGUGCCUAAAGUAAGAAUAAAACAACAUAUAUACACCAAAAAUAUAUAGUAAUAGAUUUAAAGGGGAAUUGAACUGCCUUUUUGAAACUUUGAGUUCCAAAAUCAGUAACUAAUUAUUCUAAUGACUUAGGAGGAAAGUAUAUCUUUUACAGUGCUGAAAACUGUCUUUCUAUUUUAGUUCAAAAUGAAAGACUGAAACCAAGAGUAGAAAGAUAAAGUUAAACAAAGUUUAGCAGGAAGCAUAUUCUCUUAUAAAAAAGUGAUAAAAUCAUAAAUAAUUGCAGUUGUGACCCUUGUACAGCACUGAACCUGAGAAAGAGAUUUAGACUCUGAAUUUGGUUUUGGCAACAAGAAUUGAUGUAAAAAUGUACUUGCAUUGAAUUACAUUGGUAAUUGAAGGUCCAUUUGCUGUUGCUACUUUGCUUCUUGAUCCAUAGUUUGUAUUUUCAGAAAGCCUUUCAUUUUGCUUUAAUUUUAGCAAAGUGGGUUAUGAUGAAUGACUUCCCCAAUAUCUUGUUUGAAACUAUGGGUGAUUAACUAACUUGGAUGAAUUUUGGAAAGGUAAACUAAAAGGGAAGAUAACACUGUUAUCAUUUUUUCCUGUUUGUGAAGAGUUUAAAAACUGGAAAUGCUGGAUUUUGGAGGAAAGAAGGCUUACUCGAUAAGGGAUUGAUAUUUGUGCAGUGACUUGGAGUGUGGAUUUCUUUUUGAAACUUUUAUUAAAAUUUGGGUUUAUAUAUCCCUGACAGAUAUUCACACUUGAACCAUAGUGACUGUAAAAGGCAAAAAUUCUUAAUACUGUUAUUCUUUGCACUUUUUUCUUAAUCAUUUUAUACAUAUAUAAACAUAUAUAUAUGUUGCUUACAUUGCUUUGUACAGAUGUGGGCCACCACUGCAACAAAAUUAAUUCUUUUUUUCUCUGAAAUAUUUAUAAAGAAAAUAUUUAAGUGUUAUGUAUAUGGUGGUAAUAAAGGAAAAAAUCAUCUGAUAUUAUUAUAAACAAGAAUGAAGGUUUUUGUAAAGAUUUCUGUUCAGUGUUCUGCAUUGUAAAAUUCUGGGCGAGUUUUCCCUGAAGUUAUGUGUAUGUGAGUAUUCUCAUUCUUUACAACUUGCCUCUGAGGAGUGAAAGACCGUUAUUAUAAAGUAGACUACUAUUCAGCUUCUACUGCUCCUGGCCCACUGUUUGUUUAUCUUUUAAGGAUGAUUUUUGUAGAGUUUUUCGAUAUGUAAUUUUUUCCCAUUUGAAAUGGUGAUUUUAAAUGUGCGAUGCAUGCCUGCUAUCGUAUCUCAGAUGUUUGCACCCUGACCUACCCCCAUCUCCCCAAAGCUGGAACACUGCCAUCUAAUCUGUUAUAUAGGUCCUUUAGAAACAUAUAAUUAACACUUAAGGUUGGGUGCUGCUAAUUCUUUGCAAAAAUCCAAUUAUUGUUAAGGGACCAGGGAGAUGCCACUACCCCCUGAUUUUUCAUCUAAAACUAUAAAAUAUUUAUGUAAACAAAUCUUUACAUAUUCAUGGUGACUUUUCAAGUAUUUGAGCCUAAAGAUUUUGAUCCCACAUUUUUAUACCUGUUUAAAUCGUUCACUGUUGAAUAUUAUUACAACAUGUCAGCCAUCAAAUAAAGUUGUACUUUUACUACAAGUAUGUACAUUUCUAGUCUAACACUUGUGACGCUUGCUUUAAUGACAUGAAAUGUAUCUUCUUGCCACCUUGAUAUUUGUAUUCAUUUUUUUUCUCUAGAAUGGAGGUAUAAUUAUGUGGCUUUUCAGAGUUGAAAUACAAAUGAAUAAUUCAAAAAGUCAGAAGUUAAGGACAGUAAUGUUUCUUUGAUCAUUGGGACUGAUUAAUAAUCCUUGCUUAUAUUUUCCUGAUAGCAUAUGACAAAUGUUUCUAAGGUAAUGAUAUGAGAAGAGGUUAAAUAUUGCAUGGCAUUUUGGAUUUAGAGAGAAAUAUUUUAAUUUUCAAAUGUAGUUAAGGAUUAGAAUGUAUUCAUAUUUGUACUUUUUGUUAAAAUGAAUGAUUGCGGGAUUGUUGUUUAGAUUUUUGUGUUAAUUCUUGAUGAAAAGCUUUGUUCUUGUUUUUUAUGUUUGCACUUGAAUCUUAAGAAAUAAACCCACCCAUGUUAUCAAGUCAA
Choloepus didactylus (southern two-toed sloth) is the source of this 5260-nucleotide messenger RNA. It is a transcript of the gene ACSL4, whose product is annotated as acyl-CoA synthetase long chain family member 4. Bases 392 to 2527 code for a protein of 711 amino acids. NCBI's taxonomy places the organism in Eukaryota, Metazoa, Chordata, Mammalia, Pilosa, Megalonychidae. The record is from RefSeq and is a predicted model, not a curated record. Gene Ontology annotation, molecular function: arachidonate-CoA ligase activity. Gene Ontology annotation, biological process: neuron differentiation; long-chain fatty acid metabolic process; long-chain fatty-acyl-CoA metabolic process. Gene Ontology annotation, cellular component: lipid droplet; endoplasmic reticulum; plasma membrane. The transcript has 16 exons.